CCCGUAACAACAACAUGAAUACUAGCUAAGCUUAAAGCUAGUUAUUUGGAAGCAGAAUAAAACGCUCACCGGCUCGAAUCCCGCCUGGGUCUCAUCUCCAGCGUUGUCUUCGGCUUGCUGCUUCCCAGCCGGCUGUAGCCCUUUGUGAAAUGAGCGACUCCGAGGACGAUGGCACCCCCCAGCUCUCCUCCCACACCCUGGCAGCGCUGCAGGAGUUCUAUGCUGAGCGGGAGCGGCACGUGGCCCCAAGCGGGGAGGCCAAAUACACCGUUGGAGCACUGGACGAGGACUGGCAACUGAGCCAAUUUUGGUACAGCCCAGACACCGCGCAACGGCUCGCAGAGGAGGCCAUGGCAGUUGCCGGCGAAGGUGGCAGAAUUGCCUGUGUCAGCGCCCCCAGUGUCUACCAGAAGCUGAGGCAGCGGCACGGGCAGGCCGUGUCUGUGUACAUCUUUGAGUAUGACCGGAGGUUUGCCGUCUAUGGAGAGGAGUUCAUCUUCUACGACUACAACAAGCCCCUGGAGCUCCCUGCGCGCAUCGCUGCGCACAGCUUCGACAUCGUUGUAGCCGAUCCGCCCUACCUCUCCGAGGAAUGUCUCCGGAAAACAUCAGAAACCAUCCAGUACCUGGCUCAGGGCAAGAUUCUGCUGUGCACAGGGGCCAUCAUGGAGGAAGCAGCUGCGACCCUGCUGGGAGUGAAGAGGUGCAAGUUCAUCCCCCAGCACACCCGGAACCUGGCCAACGAGUUCCGCUGUUACGUGAAUUACGACUCUGGGCUGGACCAGGGGCUCUAGCUGCUCAGCUGCCCUUGUGAGCGCCCAGGCUGCUCCUCAGCAGAUUGAAGGCUCUUACCUCAUCCUCCAGGCGGGGCCACCUGAGCCCCAGCUUCAAAAUAAAGGACACAACCUGGC
Messenger RNA from Echinops telfairi (small Madagascar hedgehog), 911 nucleotides. It is a transcript of the gene EEF1AKMT1, whose product is annotated as EEF1A lysine methyltransferase 1. NCBI's taxonomy places the organism in Eukaryota, Metazoa, Chordata, Mammalia, Afrosoricida, Tenrecidae. The transcript is spliced from 5 exons. Gene Ontology annotation, biological process: methylation. Gene Ontology annotation, molecular function: nucleic acid binding; protein-lysine N-methyltransferase activity. The coding region runs from base 150 to 794 and encodes 214 amino acids. The record is from RefSeq and is a predicted model, not a curated record.